Molecule: messenger RNA, 887 nt
Organism: Mizuhopecten yessoensis (Yesso scallop)
Lineage: Eukaryota; Metazoa; Mollusca; Bivalvia; Pectinida; Pectinidae
Product: peptidase inhibitor 16-like
Exons: 7
Coding region: 129-770 (213 amino acids)
Cellular component (GO): extracellular region
Source: RefSeq, a predicted model, not a curated record
CGCCUGACUGGAGUCAGCACCAGUACCUAAGUAUAAAUAGGUCUACCCUCCACUCCCUCCUCACUUACAGACCGAAGAGGGAAAACCACGUUGACCCGUUACAAACUUUCUAAACGAUUAUUGACACCAUGAAUUGUGUUGUGGCACUGAUGUUCGUGAUGCUGGCCUGUGCGGUCGCGCAGAAUCCGGACAAGUUCAUGCAGCGGAUGGUUGCCAAGAUGAGGAGAGAAAUGGGCGAGACAGCUGUAGGAGAGUCCGCGGCUAUAGUAGAUCGCUAUAGUAAGAGAGGAGUCAGUGCCGGUGAUGCGGCUAAAUACGUAGAGGCCCAUAACGAAGCCAGACAUAGAGCUAGGCCAACACCAAAGGACGAACCCGAUAUGGCCUGGGAUGCGUCGCUUGCCACUCUAGCUCAGUCUUACGCCGACCGAUGCAUUUGGGGUCAUAACGCCCAGCGUUCUAAUGGCCAGAACUAUCCGUAUGUCGGGGAGAACCUUUUUGUGACCACAGCCCAAGAUGGAGUGGAGCCCUCAGCAGCAGUAGAGGCUUGGGAAAGCGAGGUCAAGGAUUACCACUUCGACACCAUGAAAUGUAAUGCAGGAAAGAUGUGCGGUCAUUAUACACAGGUUGUGUGGCAUGAUUCUACCCACGUUGGAUGUGGUGUUAAGGUCUGUCCUACCCUCCAAAAUAGUUCCUUUAAAAAGGCAACACUGAUUGUCUGCAACUACGGACCAGGGGGCAAUUUCCAAGGAGAACAUCCGUACGAAGUUUAGAUAAAGUUUGCGAAAUCUCGAGAUGACCUACUUUUGGAUACAGAUGCAUUCUAUCUGUAAAUAAUGUAUUUUAUCGUGGGCAAUGUAUAUUGAUUGAUUAUUAAAUAUUUCAACGUU